Messenger RNA from Mucor velutinosus, 831 nucleotides. RefSeq lists its product as uncharacterized. The transcript has 5 exons. The record is from RefSeq and is a predicted model, not a curated record. Lineage: Eukaryota; Fungi; Mucoromycota; Mucoromycetes; Mucorales; Mucoraceae. Bases 1 to 831 code for a protein of 276 amino acids.
AUGAAGUUCUCUAUUGCUGCUAUUUCUGCCCUUCUUUUAUCUUCAGCAGUUACCUACACCACUGCCGAUUCAUACUCUGAUGCCAUGAAGUCAUGGUGUGGUGGCCUUGCUGUCACUGCCCCCACAGCAUCCACUGUCGCUGUUGCUGGCCAAAAUGCCAAGAUCACAGUUACAAGAAAGGCUGAUCAACGUACAAAGAAAAUUACUGGUCUUGAUUUAUACUCUGUUGAUAGCGCAGGUCAAGCCAAAUACGUUCAAAAUGUGUGGAGCGGUAGCUACGCACUGAACACAAAGGCCACCAUCACUGAUCAGAUCCCUUCCAACGUCAAGGCUGGUCUUUACUAUUAUCGUGUCUGGGUCACCAACAUGAUCAACAACCAACAUGGCCCUGAUUGUAUUGAAACUUCUCGCACAUUCAAGGUGACAACUGGUUCUCACACCAACGCUGCUGGUGAUAUUGAAUAUGCUGAAUCUCUCCACGAUAACAGCAUCUAUCCUCAAACGCACCAAGAUGGUUGUUUCGGUUUAUCUGUCGACUAUCCCAAAGAAGGCAGCACUUUUAAGAGCAAUGAUCAUCUCCACCUUCAAGUCAACCGUGAUGCUGCUUCUCAAACCGAUGCAUUGACCAAGAUUGACCUCUACAAGGGUGAUACGCUUGUCAACACUGCUUGGCAAGGCUCCGAAUCCUUCCAAAACUCUUUUACUUUGAAGGACCACUUGGUCUUGAACGACAUUGAUACCUCUGCUGAUUAUCACUACAAGGUCUAUGUUACUUCCAAGUCUGCUAGUACUUGUACCUUUGAAUCCAAGAACUUUAAGAUUUCCAACUAG